AGUGUGUUCAGCAUGGCAGCUGUUAACUGUGUGUUAUGGGAGGAAAACUUUCUGUGCCCUAUCUGCCUGGAUGUCUUCACAGCUCCCGUCACCACACAGUGUGGACACAACUUCUGCAAAGCCUGCCUCAUUGAAAACUGGAGAGUCAAUAGAUCACGCCAGUGUCCCGUCUGCAAACAUUAUUUCGACACCAGAACUGAGGUGCACGUCAAUAUCUUCAUAUCUGAGAUGGUUGCUCAAUUGAGGCAGUCGGCCGUGAAAAAAUCCUUGGAAGUUGCCCUAGAAGGUGAGGUUCCCUGUGAUAUCUGCACUGGGACCAGGCUGAAGGCUCUCAAGUCCUGCCUGGUGUGUCUGUCCUCGUACUGUGAGACUCACCUGGAGCGACAUCGGACAGUGUCAGGGCUGAAGAGACAUACGCUCAUCGAGCCUCUGGUAAACCUUGGAGGCAGAAUGUGUUCAAAGCACAAUGAACUCAUGGAGCAGUUCUGCAAGACAGACCAGAUGUGUGUGUGUCACCUUUGCUAUGAGCUUGACCACAACUCACACCAUGUUGUAGCCCUGAGUGAGGAAUGUGAAGAAGAGAAGUCUAAGCUGGCGAGCACGGAGGCGGAUUUUCUGUGCAUGAUCGAUGAGUUGCAGUAUAAAGUGCUGGAGCUCAGAGGGUCAGUGCAGCUCAGCAAAGAAGCUGCAGACAAUGCAGCAGCAGAUGGUGCACGUGUCUUCACUGUCCUGAAGCAACGUUUGGAGACGGAUCUGUCCAAGCUCACUGAAGAGAUCAAGAGGCAACAGGAAAUUAAAGCAAAUCACGCCAAGGGUCUUAUUGAAGAGCUUGAUCGGGAGAUCUCUGAGCUGACAAGGAGAAAAUGUGAGCUUGAGAAGCUGUCACGCUCUGAUGAUCCCCUCCACCUCCUCCAGAACUCCUCAACCCUGAGGACCUUCCCACCCAUUAAAGACUGGAAGAGAGUCAGCCUCCAUCAGCCAUCGUUUGUGGGGACCGUGGCCAGAGCCGUGGCAUGCCUCAAAGAGACACUCAGCAGAGACACAAUGGACCUGCUCAAGGCUGAACUAAAGAGGGUAAGGCAGUACGCAGUGGACGUGACCCUUGACCCUGACACAGCGCACCCCACACUCACCCUGUCUGUUGAUGGGAAACAAGUGAAUCACAGUGAUAUGGACGUGACACUUCCAGACAACCCGGACAGAUUCUCUACUUCCAUCCUUGUCUUGGGGAGGCAGAGUUUCGCCUCCGGCAGUUUUUACUAUGAAGUUGAGGUUAAAGGGAAGACUAAGUGGGAUCUGGGAGUGGCCAGUGGUUUGGCAAACAGGAAAGGACUAGUCACAUCAAGCCCAGAGGCUGGCUUCUGGACCCUGCAGCUAAGGAAUGGAAAUGAGUACACAGCUCUUGCCGACCCUGACAUCUUACUCUCGGUGAAAUCGCGACCUCAGAGGGUGGGGGUGUUUGUAGAUUAUGAGGAGGGUUUAGUCUCAUUUCAUGACGUUGACACUGCAAAUAUUAUCUACUCCUUCACUGGCUGCGUCUUCAAUAACAGACUCUACCCUUUCUUCAGUCCUUGUUUCAACGAGGGAGGUGUAAACUCUGCCAGUCUCACAAUCUCUCCUGUUCGUGAAGCUGAUGUUAUAUAAAGCUAUCCAUUGAUAUUGUGGCAA
Platichthys flesus (European flounder) is the source of this 1668-nucleotide messenger RNA. Its product is annotated as probable E3 ubiquitin-protein ligase TRIML1. The record is from RefSeq and is a predicted model, not a curated record. Lineage: Eukaryota; Metazoa; Chordata; Actinopteri; Pleuronectiformes; Pleuronectidae. Gene Ontology annotation, molecular function: protein binding; zinc ion binding. The transcript has a single exon. The coding region runs from base 13 to 1644 and encodes 543 amino acids.